GGGAAGGGAGGUGGCAAAACCUGUUUAAAGAAGAGGUUACCUCCCUCCCACGCCUCCCGCCUUGGAGCAAGGACAACAACAAGCGCAGGAGAAAGGGGGUGAAGAAGGGUUGGGGGUGGGAUGAGCAGCUCCCCGGCCGCUGCGUUUCAAGAAGGAAGACUUGAAGAUGGGAACCACACAAGAGGCCGGAAGAAAGACGCCGGAUCUGGGGGUCAGGAAGGAUGCAGAAGCAGAACCAGGAGCAGCCCUGAGACUUGGGGAACUGGAGCUGAAGGAAGAAUGGCAGGAUGAAGAAUUCCCUAGAUUGCUUCCUGAGGAGGUUGGCCUUUCUGAAGCUCCUGAAGACCUUAAAGGAGACUCCCAGGCAGGUACCCCCAGCACCCUGGCUCUGUGUGGCCAGCGCCCCAUGAGGAAGCGUCUUUCUGCCCCAGAGUUGCAGCUGAAUCUGACCCAGGAGCCCGGAGGCAGUGCGGCUUCCCCUGGCCACUCUGCACCGUCCUCUCCCGACGGCAGUUCUGAUCUGGAGCUAGAAGGGCUGGAAACACCUUCAGACUCGGAGCAGCUGGACAGCGGCCAUGAAUUUGAAUGGGAAGAUGAGCUGCCCCGGGCAGAGGGUCUGGCGGCCAGUGAGGCUGCGGAAAGGCUGGGCCGGGGUUGCGUGUGGGACGUGGCUGGAGAAGAUGGGCAUCACUGGAGGGUGUUCCGAACAGGACAGCGGGAGCAGCGAGUGGACAUGACUGCCAUUGAGCCCUACAAGAAAGUCCUGUCUCAUGGAGGUUACCAUGGUGAUGGACUCAAUGCUGUCAUACUCUUUGCUUCCUGUUAUCUACCCAGAGGCAGCAUUCCCAACUAUGCCUAUGUCAUGGAACACUUGUUUAGGUAUAUGGUGGGGACCCUGGAGCUGCUGGUGGCUGAAAACUACCUGCUGGUUCACUUGAGCGGCGGCACAAGCAGGGCCCAGGUUCCACCUCUGGGCUGGAUACGCCAGUGUUACCGCACUCUGGAUCGGCGGCUCCGGAAGAACCUGCGCGCCCUGGUGGUGGUCCACGCCACGUGGUACGUGAAGGCAUUUCUGGCACUGCUUCGGCCCUUCAUCAGGUACCAGCUCUGGGACAAGGGCUCCCUCCCCUUCGCCCCAUUUUCAAGUAAAGAUGGAGAAGUUCCAAGUUCACACGGAAGAUCCGUUUUCUGGACAGUCUGGGAGAGCUGGCCAAACUUAUCUCCCUGGAUCAAGUCCACAUCCCUGAAGCUGUCAGACAGCUCGACCGGGAUCUCCACGGCUCAGCAAGUGCCUAGCACCGGACUGGGUAAAGCGCUCAGAACCAAGCAAAGAUGGCGAUCUGCGCUGCCUGGCUCCUGAAACUUCCAAGCUAUCGUGUAAAUCUUGUCUCCCUCACCACUGGAUCUUCUCCCCAAGGGCACGGCAGCCUCCCCUAACCCCCCCUCCAGCAGGCCUCUGAGGGUGGGAACCUCAUCUGCUAGCUGACAGGGUGGAAGGCAUUUAGCAUGGCAAAUGCAGAGCUCUGGGUUUUAAACCUGCUUUCACUACUGAACCUUGGGCAAAUAAUUUUCUCUUUGGGCCCUAUUUUCCUGCCCUGUAAGUGUGGGAGCCCAUAAUGCUGCCCCCUAGGUAUUCCAGCAGCCACCGGUGAGGGGUGAGGGGUGAGGGGCGGCGGAAGGGCUCCACAGACCCCUGCCUGCCUGCCUGCUAGGAGCUAGCAGUCAGUUCCCUAAGCCGUGAAGACCCCCGGAAGGGGCCCUACUUUCCUCCUUCUAAGUCGUCCCUGCCGCCUGUGAGCCUGGUCAGGAGUGCUUUCAAAACCUGUAUUUCCGCCCUCUCUGGUACAUUCACACCUGUAGCGGUUAAUAAACUGCGAAGAGAGA
This is a messenger RNA of Oryctolagus cuniculus (rabbit), 1884 nucleotides long. It is a transcript of the gene BNIPL, whose product is annotated as BCL2 interacting protein like. Gene Ontology annotation, cellular component: cytoplasm. Lineage: Eukaryota; Metazoa; Chordata; Mammalia; Lagomorpha; Leporidae. Gene Ontology annotation, biological process: apoptotic process. The record is from RefSeq and is a predicted model, not a curated record.